Molecule: messenger RNA, 1540 nt
Organism: Prosopis cineraria
Lineage: Eukaryota; Viridiplantae; Streptophyta; Magnoliopsida; Fabales; Fabaceae
Product: transcription initiation factor TFIID subunit 15
Exons: 8
Coding region: 203-1360 (385 amino acids)
Molecular function (GO): RNA binding
Source: RefSeq, a predicted model, not a curated record
UUCUCGGGAGUGGCGGAUCCAUUUCUCUUCGUCGACGAACAAGCAUUCCACAUCCCGCCGGACGCCGUCCACCUUUGUCAGCCCUGCGUGGUUGUUCUCGGGCUAGCAGUGAAGAAGGUUCGAACCCUAAGGCUUUUUCUACUCCCAAAAUCCGAUCUCGUUGGUGGUUGUUGGCUCUUUGAUUUCAUGAAAUUUGGUGCCCAUGGCAAGCCAUCCUGGAAAAGCUACUCCAUCUAACGGGUCUGUGUAUGUGUGCAACUUGCCUUAUGGAACAGAUGAAAAUAUGUUGGCUGAAUAUUUUGGCACCAUUGGAUUGCUGAAGAAAGAUAAGCGUACAGGGAGACCAAAGAUAUGGUUAUAUCGAGACAAAGAGACUAAUGAACCAAAGGGAGAUGCUACUGUUACAUAUGAGGAUCCACAUGCUGCUGUAGCUGCAGUUGAAUGGUUUAACAACAAAGAUUUUCAUGGUAGUAUUAUUGGAGUUUAUAUAGCAGAGUCAAAAAGCAAGGAUGAUCAAGCAUAUAAUGCGGCUGGUGAACCAAAUGUUGGUGGUGCCAUUGAACUGGAGGAAACAACUAUGGAUGUGAAUGGAGGUGGUGGAAGAGGUAGAGGUCGAAAUGAUUCUUCAGGCAAAGCGUGGCAACAGGAAGGGGAUUGGUUGUGUCCAAAUACAAGCAGUUGCUCCAAUGUGAAUUUUGCAUUUCGUGGUGCAUGCAAUCGCUGUGGAAGUGCUCGUCCUGCUGGUGCUGCUGGUGCUGCAGGGGCUGGUGGCCGUGGUAGGGGACGUAAUGGGCAAGAUUCUGGAGGCACUGGCCGUCCAGUUGGUGGAGGACUGUUUGGUCCUAACGAUUGGCCUUGUCCUAUGUGUGGCAAUAUCAAUUGGGCAAAGCGAACAAAAUGCAAUAUUUGCAAUACAAAUAAGCCAGGUCAUAGUGAGGGUGGUGUAAGAGGAGGGCGAGCUGGAGGUUACAAAGAGCUUGAUGAAGAAGAAAUAGAGGAAACUAAACGACGCAGGCGGGAGGCUGAAGAUGAUGGUGAGUUGUAUGAUGAAUUUGGUAAUCUUAAGAAGAAAUUUCGUGCGAAAACACAGCAAGCUGAAGCUGCAAGAGUGCUUCCUGGAUCUGGCCGUGCUGGAUGGGAGGUUGAGGACCUAGGGAUUGACAAGGAUGGGCGAGAGAGGAGCAGAGACAGGGGAAGGGAACGUGAUGAGGUGGAGAACCGGAACCGAGAUCGACAUGACCGAGAAAGGCAAGGCAUUCGGAAUGUAGACAGGGACAGAGGGAGAGAUCGAGAUUGGGAUUAUGAUGACCGAAAUAGAGAUUAUGGGAGAGAUAGGGAACGAAGUAGACACCGUCAUUAAAGAUGGCAGCAACAGUUUUUUAAGCAUCGUCUACCUUGACUAGAACUGGUUAUGUUGCCUUUCUUUGUUAGGAGGUUUCAAUUGAAUCCUUGAAUUUGGAAUACUGCCGAAUUCUUGAAUGGAAACAGCGUCUUUUCAUGGACAAAAAAGUGACUAUAUUUUAGUUCUUUUUUGGGUGAA